AUGCCAUUUCCUUUCGUAUUGCCCACAACAUCCUACCUCUCCUUUCCAGAUUACUUCAACAGCGGUACGCAUCCCUCGCUUCCACUCACAGCGACCAUCUGCCGCGGUGUUGUUCGCGAUGCGCUCAAGAAGCAUAAGCGCCUCCCACCGCAAUCGCAAGCCUCAAAUCUCUCAAAUGUCCUUGCAGCCCUGAACGAAUACAUCCCCUACAUCUUCGCGCUCGAUGCCGGACUAACCGGUGCUCCCAUAAACGACGAGGAAGUCGACGUCGUGCUGGUGAAAGAGCUAGAGGUUCAAUGGCGCGCGACGCUCACGGCAACACUCCCGAGUCGAGAACCCCCCCGGAUCAAGCUCAAGAGCCUCGAAGCCGAGCUCUUCUUCGUAUUAUCGACACUCGCCUACACGUGCUCCCUACUCGCCCGCAGCCAAUUGCGUACCCUCUUCGACGCGAUUCUCCCCUCGCCUGAACAGCGCGCAGCGGCUAUCGCAUCCGCAAUGCGGUACCUCCUCGACGCCAACACCACCCACACGUACCUCGUCCAUCGCUCCAGCCAAUGGAGCUCACCACCCGCCGCAGUAGACAUAUCCGCGCCGGUGCUCAGCGCAUUGGCCUCGCUCACAAUGGCGGAAGCGACGCUCAUUGCUGUGCUCAAGGACGACCCCUAUCCGGCCGUUGUGGCAGAAGACCGCAACGAGAACUCCAAGGACUGGAUGUUUAAGAAUCCCGAUAUUCCGAAGGUACGGGCACACUUGUUUGCGAGGCUGUGUCUUGCGGCGGCGGAGCAUGCGGCGAAGGCGCAGGGGAUGCUGGGAAGGGCGAGCAGGGUUGAUGAGGGGCUGGUGAGGCAUAUCGAUGAUUUGAGGCGGACCGCGCGGGGGAAGGCCUGUCGGUUCUUCGGCAUUGACGCUGAGCUUGGGGGUGAGACGGGGAAGGGGAUUGCAUGGUUGAGGGCUGCGAGGAAGGAGAUGGGAUUCCUAGCGGCCAAUGGAGAUGAAGGGAAGAAAUCAAGGGGCUUCUCUAAACUCAAGAAGGAGUGGGCGGAGAGGAGGGAGGAUAGGAAGAUCGAGAAGGGCGGAGACUGGGGAAGUGAUGGCGGGAAGUUCGAGGAGGGAAGGAUCGUGGACAUGCUGGAGAAGAAGUGGGUCAAGGCAAAUGAUACGAUGAACGUGCAACUCAUCCCUUCGUCGGAGCCUUUGCUGGCGAGCAUGCCUUCUGGGCGCGAAUACCAUACGCAGAAGCCGUUCACAGUCCCGAUGCUGGACGUAGAUGUCAUUGCUCGGAUGAGAGCACCUCCUGAUCCCAGUGAUGCCGUGUUUAAGGGCAGCGAGGAAGAUAGUGGUAGCGACGAGGAGGGCAGUGGGACUGCACCUGUAGGCGCCUUCCCAGGCACCAGGGCAGAGUACUCAGGGAGCAAUGCGUAUUUUUGA
This is a messenger RNA of Coniosporium apollinis CBS 100218, 1428 nucleotides long. RefSeq lists its product as uncharacterized. Gene Ontology annotation, biological process: cellular response to pH. The transcript is spliced from 2 exons. The record is from RefSeq and is a predicted model, not a curated record. Bases 1 to 1428 code for a protein of 475 amino acids. Gene Ontology annotation, cellular component: plasma membrane. NCBI's taxonomy places the organism in Eukaryota, Fungi, Ascomycota, Dothideomycetes.